This is a messenger RNA of Porites lobata, 4430 nucleotides long. NCBI's taxonomy places the organism in Eukaryota, Metazoa, Cnidaria, Anthozoa, Scleractinia, Poritidae. The record is from the annotation of a GenBank genome assembly.
AUGAUGAAAAGGAGUUCAUUCGCUGCGGUUUGUUCAUUCCAGGAGUUCUUGGACGAAAAAGAAGAUUUUCUACUCCUCUACAGGUAUGUCUUACAGUCUCUUUCUUUAAAGUCUUGUCGUGCAAACUUAAGCAGAAGUAGAAGUAGCCUGAAGUUUAGUCGCCCGUCCACUCUUACUAAUUCAUCCUAAAUUUAAAAUAGAAACUGUUAUUCCCGAUAAGAGCGCGCAGCCCUCUCAUUUGUCAGUUUUCUAACAGCUCCGUUCACGAGUCUCCUAAAUUUGAAGUCGCAGAAUACAAAACAGUCAGUUACGGCUCUGAAAAUAGCAGUUUUGGUUGCACAUUAGUUCAAACACAUUUCUUUAGAAGAAACUGACAGAGGCCGCCUGUUGCGGAUGCGGGCACUCGCCAUUUCGCGAACUGUUUUCUAAUGGCUCAAUCCACCAGUCUCUGAAGUUUGAAAGCCCCGCAACAAAAAGUCAUUUGCGUCGUGGAAAAUAAUUGAUUUCCCAUUUUUUCUGGGAGCAGGAAAUGGAACUGGAACAAUGUCGUUUUGCGAGACGUUUUUCGUGAUAAAUACUAGUGAUUACUGAAUUAUGAUAUGUGUACCCAUUUUUGUAAAAGGAAGAGAGAGAUACUUUGAAACAGAUAUAUAUUUAAUUACAUCUUCUUCUUCAAAUUAAGAAGAUUUUUAUAAGCAAAGCAAAAAUGGAACCAACUAAGUUUGGGCAAAAAAGCAGUGCCAAAUAACAACGGCCCCAAUAAUCUUUCUUCCAUAAACGAAUUCUAGCGCGUAUAGAUAAUACGGGUUACGAUGGUUUCUGCAGUCUUUUAUAUUGUUCAAAUAGGAAAAUACUGAACAGAAAAAAAAAAAAUCAAAAAUCUUUACAGAAGAGAAACUUCUCAGUAAAAUUCUUUGCAAUAGCUUUCAUCACUGGUUAACAUUAAUCCAAAGAAAACACGUUUAGUAUGAAUAAUUACCAAUGAAAGUCCGCCGGUUUUUUAAAAGCAGGGCAAGAAUCAGUUGUGUCUUAUCAUUGGCAUUAAAUUCGCAGGCCGUCAGAUAUCUUUCAUUUGUUCAAGCAACAGGACUUUUUUCUGCCAUUGUUAUAUGACAACAGCGACAACAACUUUAUUUCAGUAUUCCUACAUGAGUACAUGGUAUUACCUACGUUAUUUAUGUUAUAAAUCUUAACUCAAAAAUUUAAAUCUUUAUUUAAAUUUUAAACAUGAUACAUAUCAACUUUUUUGAGAUUUGUAUUACAAUGAUUUCAAUCUUGUUCGCAGGAAAGCACGAAAAAAUGGCAACUUACCCUUCUAAGGUGUCGCUUUGUUUGAUAGCGUUGUUUGCGAUAUUAUUCUUGGCUCGUGCUACGAGUGGCAACAAAACCAAUCAGCCAUCAAACAACAUGGUAGGUGACACAGAAACUGCCUCUGAUAAGUCAGACAAAAUAUAUGUAAAUUUUUGAUGAUGUACAUGAAAACUUGGCGCAUUGAAUAAACAAUCUAAAUUCAAGUAUCACUGAUCAACAGUACUUCCUGUAUACGCAGCAAAUGUACCCUGGUCCCAGAGGUUUUUCAUGAUUUUUCUUCGCGAAAGAGAUCAAGAGGAAGCCGCGAAGCGGCGACAACUAGUCGCGAAAGCGACGAGGAGAGAGAGAAAAACCUCUGGUUACCUUGGCCUCGAAUCUCACUUUCAUGCAGACGACAGGGUCAGAAUCUGACCCUCGGGCGUUGAUUGGUUGAUAGUUUUUCAAACACGCAAACCAAUUUGAUUGGCUCGUUUAAUUGUAACUACCGAGGGGACGCUGAGGAUUUUCACACCUCAUUUUGCCUCUCUCUACUAGGGAAGAAAAUUGUUUGUAUGCUGCACUCGCAAUAACAUUUGCACGGGACCAAGGCACGUAAAGGCACGCCAUAUUUCGAGAUUUUGACAUGGAUGUUGUUCCUGAAAGAAUAUUCGAAGAAAUUUUGACCUCGGUACUUAAUGAGCGCUUUCCUGAGUCUCCCUGAACAACAAAAGAAAGCUUUGUUCGCUGCGUUGAGUCGAAAGGAUGUGUUCACCAUUUUAUCAACCGGACAUGGAAACUGAUAUUUUCUGUGACAAUACUGUCAUUCCAUUAAAUAAACUAACUUGUUUAGGGCUGCAAAAUAAAAAAUCUCCGAAUACGGAAUGAAAGUUUCCUUGUAGGAAAAAAAACAUACAACUUUGUACAACUACGUAAACAUUUUCGGUGCAGCUUGAUUUUCUGAAAGUACAUUCCGAACAUUAAGGGUUUGUUGUGCUGCAUGGCUCUUCCUAGCUUCCUUGUUCCACAAAAAAAGGAAAUGGAGCCGCCAAACCAAAAUGCGAGCCAGACUGCCAGAAUACAUAUUAAUAUUACUAUUUUGAAGGGAAUGCCCGCGAAUCGACGCGAACGGCGCGCCCCGCAGAAGUAAACAAUGCAAUAAGCGCGAUUGAUAGACUCUUGCAAACUUUACAACUUCCCGCUGGCACACUGCCGACAGAACAGAUGACAAUGUUUGUGAAAAAUCCUUGUUAUUAUACCCAAAAAAGUUGAUUUUAGAUCGGCCACUUACUUUUACAUAAAUUCUGCAAAUCCUGCAGCAGUCGUUUGGAACAAUGUCGGUUUCUUUAUUAAGUGGUCUCCUUAUUCCUGGACUCUUGUCGCCCAUCGUUAACACAUGCUUUAGCUUGACCCCGAUUAACAAAUCACUCUUUACCACCCAAGUGGAGAUGGUUUGUUCAUAACAUAAUUUCCCCAGGUCUACCCCCACUUAAAAAAAUAGCGGCUGAUAAGCACGUGUUUGCUAAGUUGCCAUUGGUCACUCCUUUUAUUGGCAAUUUGACGCGUUUGACAGCUGUCGUCUGCAUGAAAGUGAGAUUCGAGGCCAAGGUAACCAGAGGUUUUUCUCUCUCUCCUCGUCGCUUUCGCGACUCGUUGUCGCCGCUUCGCGGCUUCCUCUUGAUCUCGCGAAGAAAAAUCAAGAAAAACCUCUGGGACCAGGGUACAGCAAAUGAGACUUCUAAGACAAAAAGUGUACAUUUUAGCUGAAACGCCAAAUCGUAUAUUUACGGUGUUAUGUCGUUGAGGAAAAUUUUUAAUGUGCGGCUCUUACGUACAAAAAAGAGAAUUGUGACAGCUGCUCAAUUUAAAUAAUGAUAUCAUCAAAGCCGAUUGACAAAUUUGAGGUUUAUUUUUCCUCCAAUUUACCAGGCCUCUCCCGUCUACUAUGCUGGUAUUCCCGGCAUGCAUGGUAAACCUGGUUCCCCUGUGGGUACCAGGCCGCGACGGACGAGAUGGCCGUGAAGGAGCCAAGGGUGAUCAAGGUAUCCCAGGGAAGACUGGACCCCAGGGGCCUCCGGGACCUAGCGGAAACCCUGGUGUUAAUGGAAUUGAUGGCGCUAAAGGAGAACGCGGAGCCCAAGGACCCCCAGGACAAAAGGGGGAACGCGGGGAGAGUGGAUUAAGUGGAACCCCUGGGAAUCCAGGUCUGAUGGCUUUUAAGAACUGGAAGGAAUGCGUUUGGAAAAAACUCAGUGAUGGCAAAGAUCAAGGGCUCAUCAAGGUUAGUACAUUUUUGGGUAUCUUUCACAUUAUUCGAAGAUUGUUAACCGACAAAAUUAUGCUACAUGUUCUAACCCUUGAACUCUUAAGAGUGAACAACGUCUAAAUUCUCUCUAAACUGGCUUAUUCAACAUAAAGAGUUUUGAGAAAAAGGAACUGAUCAGCAAGUAAAAGGAGCGUUCUUUAUUGAACAAAUUCUUCUCUUCAGUGCAAUAGGUAAGGAGGACAGUGUUAAGAGCAGGCAUGCUCAUAUUACGAUUCAAGGGAUUAUUGGAACUAUCGCAAUAUGGCUUCGUAAUUCUUGUUCAACAUUUUUUUCUUUUUGAAGUAGAUAACGCUGGGAAACAUCGAAUAAUGAGCCUGGUUCUAGCUCUGUUUUUUUGUUGUUGUAGUUGUAGUUGUAGUUGUUAUUAUUAUUUUUAUUUUUUGCACAGGAAUGUGUGUUCACCAAAAACUUCUCAGACACAGCCCUUCAUGUGUACUGGAUGGGUACUCUUAAAACCCAUGGGAAAGAUGCAUGUAAACGCUGGUACUUUACUUUCAACGGCGCGGAAUGUUCAGCCCCUCUGACCAUUGAAGGUGUUGUGUACGUGAGAAGUACAACUGUAAAUCCCCAUCGUGUUCGCCAUAUCGAAGGCUACUGUAACAACAUCCACAAAGGAAAGGUGCGCGUGGGAUUCUGGGUUGGUACUUGCCCUGGCUACAGUCCAAACUUUGACGCCUACACGGGAUGGAAUUCUGUGUCCCGAAUAUUCGUAGAAGAGGUUCCCAGAGCUCAAGCUUAGACCUCGAAUUGAAACAGAGAUUCCUGAUUUAAGCAUACAGGGACAUGCAAUAAAAGAUAGUGCUGUCUUGAUUAAGGG